AAAGUUGUACACGUCAGGUUGAAGUCAUUUUGUAGAUUUGAAGUUUGUUUUUACUUUAAUUGACUUCAAUGUUUCUUCCGAUUGCGUGAAGUAUGUGAUAAUGACCAGAGUGUGUCCAAGAUCUUGCAGCCUCUUGGCCAGCGCUGUGUUAUAUAUUUCAACCGGUAUAAUUCAGUUAGGUGCUGGUGUUAUUUUAUUGAGAUCGAAUUAUGCGCCAUUACUUGUUGGCCCGGAUGUGUGGACAGCUCUUUCGAAUAUCGUCAUAGGCUCCGUUAUUGGAGUUCUCGCAGCUGUAUGGAAAGAAUCUUGUAAGCGUAAUUCGACCAAGCAUCGAGCAAGGCAAAAUGUUUUGGCAGCCUUGGCAACAACAGUGAUGAUCGUGAAUGCAACUUGUACUAUCAUCCUCCUGCUAGGGGGAGGCAACAAGUUGCUGACCAUUCAUUUAGAGAGCUAUGAAGAAGAAGUUAACUUUGAAAACCGUGUUUUAGCAUAUGCUUAUAUGAUUUCUGUUUGUUCUCCGACGGUUUGCACAGUUGUUGGAAUUGUUACCCUAUCCAGCAGAUGUUUUCGAAGGGCUGGUGAAAAAACUCUGAAGAUAGCAAAAACUGGAGAAAAUGAUAGAAGGAAUUCCAGUUACAAUAGCUGGGUAUAUGAUUCAGAAGCUCCUAACUCUUCAAAGUUUAAAAGAAAAUUUCCGAAUUUGUCAUCAUGUUCAUCAAGCUCUUCUGACAGUAUGUUCAGAAACCGCAUGAAUUCUUCCGGCAUACAAGCAGGACAAAGCCCAGUUCCAUCAGUAGGUAGUGCACGUGGUUUUAUACGAGCUCAUCGUAGGUCAGCCUCCUGUGAUAGUGCACCUUCCCGACAUCGAGCUGCAUUAUAUCGAAAAAGUAUAGAUAAUUGUCUCAGUCGCCAUAGUACUUCUGAGGAAAUUAGAAUACCAGUUCAGACAUAUAAUAUUAAAGAAAAUUCUCCAUCCACAUCAUUUGCGAAUGACAAUAAUAGAAAACUCUGUAACAGAGGUGGUUUGAAGUUUGGUGAACGUUCUCUUUUGCGUUCAGAAGACGAAUUUUCAGAAAUUUUAAAAAAUGCUGUAAUACCUAAAACUAGAGAGGUAUUAGAUAUAUCCAGCUUUCGUUCCCAUGAAAUCUUACAAAUUCAUGUUGGAGGUAAAACGUAUUUGGUAAUUCAACCCAAAACUGAUGUUAAUGCUAUUUAUAGUGAACCCUCAACAUCUUCUGGCAAGAGAUUAAGUUUUCAAGACGAAAAGCAGUCUGCUUCGCAAGACAGCAGGCAGCCAAAAGAAACCAUGUAUAGUGUUGCCCAAAUGUAUCUGUCUCCAGAAUCUUCUCCAGAGUCCAAAUCCGCUUUCACAAAUGUCAACCAUGACAGCGAAAAUUCAACUUGUACAGAUAAGAGAAAACUGGAAGGUCUUCAUGUAAUGGGACAAAUAGAAACUCGUGUACCGGUGUCUAGAAGUACAACUGUUAAUAGCCCUUUUCUCAAUAAAAAUGAAUGUGUCUUAGAAUCUUCCGAAAAUUUAUAUAUGCCUUCGUACAGUGAAUGCAGCAGAAACAGAACAAUACCUUCUCCUGAGAAAGAAACACAUCCAAAAGUUCACUUCAAAACAGAAAACAAUCAACAGACUUCCCAAUUGUAUUCUAAAAUAAUGCCAAAUGAAGCUAUUUUGCUCAACAAAGAUUCCAAGGUUACACAACCAAAAGAAUCAUACGAAAUAUCCAAUGAACUGCUGGGCGACAGUUUGUCAAAAGGAGAUUUUUCAUAUACAAGGCAAAGUUCCUUUAAUCAAAGCGCACUCUUCGACAAAGACUCCGAGAUGGAAAUACCUAGAUGUUUUUCAUGGCCAGGAGAAACCAUUGCAUCUCUACAUAAGAGCUGUUUAAAUAAAUCUUCGAAACUUAUUCCUGUUCCUUGCCCUGUCGUUCCGGAAAUUCGUACAGAUACUGUGGAUACGUCGGUGAGAAAAACGUCGAACGUUAACAGCGUGAGUGUCGACAUUAUGCAUAAUGAUUCCAGGGAACAGAAACUUUCAUCAUUCCGCGCAGAUACAAAAGGUAAAGCAAGGAAACCUUUCACAGAGGAAUGCCCAAAGACUGGUGCUAUUGGUAAAAACUCUUGUAGACGUGAUUUGCAGGGGAAAGAGUCCAUGUCAUCCAUACCUGAAAUGCCAUGCGAAGAGGCAGAGGAAGCCAACACUUUGUCUUCACCCCAAACUUCCGGAUAUAUCUCGCAAGUUGAAGAGAAAAGUUUAUGUUCCACGGCUGGAGAAUUUAAUUCAUCAUUUAUUCCAUUAGGAAGCUCCCCUAUACCAAAGCCAAGCCUCAUUUCCAAGGUUGGAAAGUCGAAGAAAAAAGCUAACUCCUUAUCAAAGAGCAAACUUCGAAGCUUCCGAGUUUCAGCCGAGCCGGAAACAGUGAAAGAAUUUUAUGAGCAAAUUUUUGAUGGAGAUAGCUUAAUAGGUUUGAGCAAGGAGGAACUUAUCGCCAGAACACUGCGUAUAAGGGCUCUCAGAAAGGAAGUAGAAGAUCGGCCAAAAGAAUGAAACAAGUUGUUUUAACAUUCCCCAAAUCAACAUCUUUUUAAAUCAUAAUUGGUCUGAUGGAGUCAACGUCGUGUUAUUUCUAAAUGAAAAUAUGAUGUGAUAUUGAUGUUUUGAGAUAGUUUUAUUGAAAGAUGUUUGUAAAAUAAUUAUCAGGUGCUUAAGUUCACGCUUUGUAAUAUUUCAAGCGAUAGUUUUAUUGAAAGAUGUUUGUAAAAUAAUUAUCAGGUGCUUAAGUUCACGCUUCGUAAUAUUUCAAGCAGGAUCGUUGCUGAUAAUUUGCGUGAUAAUGCUAAUUCUUAAAAAAUAAGUUCUGUAAUCUAAGAGAAAACUGAUAUAAUGUAUGCUGUACUGUAUGUAUGCUAAAUAAUAAAAUUAUGUUUCGUUAA
Stegodyphus dumicola is the source of this 2946-nucleotide messenger RNA. RefSeq lists its product as uncharacterized. The record is from RefSeq and is a predicted model, not a curated record. NCBI's taxonomy places the organism in Eukaryota, Metazoa, Arthropoda, Arachnida, Araneae, Eresidae.